This is a messenger RNA of Rhodotorula toruloides NP11, 1572 nucleotides long. Its product is annotated as mitochondrial import protein Mmp37. The coding region runs from base 1 to 1572 and encodes 523 amino acids. NCBI's taxonomy places the organism in Eukaryota, Fungi, Basidiomycota, Microbotryomycetes, Sporidiobolales, Sporidiobolaceae. The record is from RefSeq and is a predicted model, not a curated record. The transcript has 5 exons. Gene Ontology annotation, cellular component: mitochondrion. Gene Ontology annotation, molecular function: phosphatidate cytidylyltransferase activity. Gene Ontology annotation, biological process: cardiolipin biosynthetic process; CDP-diacylglycerol biosynthetic process.
AUGCUCCGACUCGCUAUCCCCGUCCGACCCGCCGCCGCUCCUCUCGCACGCCUGCACUCGCCCUCCGUCGUCCGGCUCCGGCUCACCGCGGCUUCGUCGCCCAUCCGCGCAUUCUCCUCGACUCGGUUCACGCAACUCGACACCGAGAGACAGACGAGCCAUGCGAGUCAGUUCCCGCCGCCGAGCGUCCCCAAAGACCCGCGACGACGAAUCCUCCCUUCGUCGGCUUCCGCCUCGUCAAGAGCCUCUCCCUCACCCGCAUCCACGCAGACAGAGCCUCCAGCGGCUUACCCCUCCUCCACUCCACAACCACCCAUCUCCCCACCGCCCUCAACCGCCCGCCUCCCGCGUCGCCGCAUAACCUCAAUGACGGACCUCCCCUCCUCGUUCGGGCGCAACCAAAUCAUCGAUGUCCCUCCCGAAGUCCAGCGCGACUUGGAGGACGUCAUGAAGAGUUUCAAGGCGCCCGUUAGAUAUGCGUUUGCGUAUGGGAGUGGGGUGUUUAGGCAGAAGGGGUAUGCGAAGGAGGACAAGCCCCUCCUAGACUUCAUCUUUGCCGUCUCCCACCCCUCGCACUGGCACGCCAUCAACAUGCAACAACACCCAGACCACUACUCGCUCCCUAUGCGUCUGAUGGGUAGCAACGCGGUUGCGUGGAUGCAGGAGAAGGGACUGGGGGCGGAGGUGUGGUUUAAUGUGGAUGUCGAGGUUGAGGGGAAGCUUCUCAAGUACGGCGUCAUCUCGAUUGAUGCGCUCUGCCGCGACUUGCUCGACUGGGAGACACUCUACAUCUCUGGUCGGACGCAGAAGCCCGUCCGCAUCCUCCACGACGACGCGCGCGUGCGCCUCGCGAACCAAGUGAACCUCGCCUCGGCCCUCCGCACCGCGCUCCUCCUCCUCCCCGAAUCCUUCACCGAAGUCGAGCUGUUUGAAGAAAUAGCCGGCCUCUCCUACCGCGGCGAUUUCCGCAUGCGAGUCGGCGAGAACCCGCUCAAAGUGCGCAACAUCGUCGCGGCUCAAUUGGGCGCGUUCAGGGGUUUGUAUGGCGGGUUGUUGAAGAGUUUUUGGAAGGCCGUGCAUGUGAUUGGGGAGGUUCCUCCUCCCUCGGGAUUGGGGUUGGGAGAGGAGGUUGGAGGGAUCAGGUUGAUGAGGCAGGACUUGGCGCCUGUCGUCCGCGCGCACACGGCGAGUCGACUCCCCGUCGGACUGAGGGACAAAGUGUUGGGCCACUACGAGCGGAAGUGGAAUUUGGAGGGCGCGUUGACGGGCCGCGAGAGGGAGAGAAGGGAGAAGGAGGAGAGUGGGGAGACGGAGAAGGGCGGGAUUGAUCUUGUGGGUCAGAGGAUGUGGGAGAGGAUUGUCACGGAUGACGAGUUCAAGGAGGUCAUGAACAGGAGUCUCGCGCAGAUCGUCGCUCGCCCAACGUUCAACCAGUCCCUCAAGGGCAUCCUCUCCGCCGGACCCGUCAAGUCCCUCCGCUACGUCAUCCCCAAGCUCAAAAAGAAGUGGGGCAAGGCGACGUCGCCCUCGCUUCCUGCGCCUGCGCCGUCCUCGGAGGUCAAGAAGGAGUAG